This is a messenger RNA of Paramecium primaurelia, 327 nucleotides long. The record is from the annotation of a GenBank genome assembly. Lineage: Eukaryota; Ciliophora; Oligohymenophorea; Peniculida; Parameciidae.
CAAAUACUAUAAGUGAUAGGAUCAGCAAUCCAUCUAACAAAUUAGAUAUCAUCUGAAGUAAUAGUCUAUUUAAAUUCUUAAUGGACAGAAAAUAUAUCACUAUUUCCAUAAAUCAUGAUUUAUUAGGCUAGAAACUUACCUUAAGAUAAGGACAUAGAAAAGGUUUAAUUUCGUUUAGAGUAGAUUUCUUUACUUACUUAUAAUAGACUUGGUGAAUUAAUAUAUGAAAAUAAAGGAGCUAAUGAUAUAGUAUAACAAUGUAAUUUAGGAAAUGGAGUAAUAUUAGUUUAGAUCUUAUAAAAAUUAGUAUUGGAGUAGGAAUUGUGA